AUUUACGCAACUUCCGGAUGGAAAUUUACUCGCGCCAAAACCGGUUCAAACUGCUUAGAGAAAAAAGCAAUUUUUAUACGCAUUCGUUUUUCUAAUAGAAGUGUAUCGUAGUGAAAUCGGUUUUUAAUCCAGAGAACAUCGAAUACAUCGUUUACAAAGUUAUGGCAGAACAUGAGCCGAUUGCUGUUUUCAAGCUAGUGCUGGUUGGUGAUGGAGGUGUUGGGAAAACAACCUUUGUGAAACGUCACCUUUCGGGUGAAUUUGAGAAAAAAUAUGUUGCCACACUUGGUGUUGAAGUUCAUCCCUUAUGUUUCUAUUCAACUAGAGGUACCAUCAAAUUUAAUGUAUGGGAUACUGCAGGUCAGGAGAAGUUUGGAGGCCUUAGAGAUGGAUACUAUAUUCAGGGCCAGUGCGCAAUAAUCAUGUUUGAUGUCACAUCUCGGGUAACUUACAAGAAUGUUCCCAACUGGCAUCGAGACUUGGUUCGGGUAUGCGAAGGCAUACCUAUUGUACUCUGUGGUAACAAAGUAGACAUUAAGGACAGGAAGGUGAAAGCCAAGACAAUAGUGUUUCACAGAAAAAAGAACCUUCAAUACUAUGACAUCAGUGCAAAGAGCAACUACAACUUUGAAAAACCUUUCUUGUGGUUGGCUAGGAAAUUAGUAGGUGACCCAAACCUGGAGUUCGUAGAGAUGCCUGCCCUUGCACCACCAGAAGUCAACAUGGAUGCCAUGUUGGCUGCUAAAUAUGAAGAAGAACUUAAGCAUGCACAAGAAACAGCUUUGCCUGAUGAAGACGAUGAUUUAUAAAUUCCGAUUUUAACACUGACACUUUUGAACAUUUUAAAAAGUUUCUUUGGCAGCACAGCUUGUAGUGAUUUACAGGACAGAGAUGAGUGGGACUGAAGUACUAUUAACAUGACCAGAGAUAUCUGCAGUAAAUGUUGACCGAGUUGAAAUGAAAAAAACAUAAUUGUGCUGUUAAAACUUAAAAAUUGAGUAAUUUACUUUAAUGUGAAAAGGAAGACUAGCAUAAAAAGGAAUUGCCAUUCUGAUACCUUUGUUGUGCUGUGCUUGUCUGGUCGACAUGUUCACAGAAUGCUUCCGACUCCCUGCUGGUGGACAUGUUCACUGGAGUCUUUCAGUGUGCUUUUAUUACAGGAAUUUGAGUCUAUGUCUAACCAGCAGCAACACUUUCUCAGGCUGUAUGGAUAUUUGUUUCUGUGUGUGGGUCUUGUGUGUAUCGGGCGUGUUUGAAGAGGAAGGCUGUUGAUACUAUGAAUUGACAUUGUUUACUAUAUUUACAUGCAAGUUCCUAUUCAGUGGUGCCACGUAUUUAAAAAUAAAAGUUACUUUCACUGUA
Molecule: messenger RNA, 1362 nt
Organism: Gigantopelta aegis
Lineage: Eukaryota; Metazoa; Mollusca; Gastropoda; Neomphalida; Peltospiridae
Product: GTP-binding nuclear protein Ran
Exons: 7
Coding region: 162-809 (215 amino acids)
Biological process (GO): ribosomal subunit export from nucleus; protein import into nucleus
Cellular component (GO): nucleus; cytoplasm
Molecular function (GO): GTPase activity; GTP binding
Source: RefSeq, a predicted model, not a curated record